AUGAAUGAUACAGAUAAGUUUGAGGACGAAUUUGACAUUGAACUUAUGGAAGAAAUAGGAAAACAAACAAUUUCUCAAUUUCUUGAAAAAAUGCAUUAUAAUGAAGAGAAAACCAAUUUUUGGGUAUCACAAAUUUUGGAUACCACAUUAAAGGAAUUGUCAAAAUUAAAUAAGCCCUUCAAAUAUGUUGCUACAUGUAUUUUGAUGGAAAAAAAUGGAUCUCCUUUAACGACAUCAAAUGUAUGCUUAUGGGAUGAAAAUUGCGACGGGCUUUGUAGUGUUCAAAUGGGAAACGAAACAUUAGAUUGCAUUCUUUGCAUAUAUGCUAUAAAAACUUAA
Molecule: messenger RNA, 339 nt
Organism: Plasmodium falciparum 3D7
Lineage: Eukaryota; Apicomplexa; Aconoidasida; Haemosporida; Plasmodiidae
Product: dynein light chain Tctex-type family protein
Source: RefSeq, a predicted model, not a curated record